AUGUUCCUGCCUUCCCGCCCCUCGCUUAGCCGACCAAUUAGAGUUCAUGGUCUUUUUCUUUUUCUUUCUUAUUGGUUAUGGGGGCAGUUGGCUAGCAGCACUACGGGUGAUAUUAGGGGUCAUCCGGGGCUCGAUGGAAUUUUCCCUUCAGAUGCAAAUAGUUGGUCUAAGGGAUGUGCGGUCAGAAAGAAAGGAUACAAUAAGCCAUACUCCUUAUUUCAACUUCAGGAUCGUAGUAAUGACCGACAGGAACGUCCCAUUAAGAUUCCAGGGCUAUCACUCUUGGGGUCAGAGCUUAGUGACGGGCCUUAUACCGAGACUAUGGCUUUCGACUUGCAUUUCGGUGGUUAUGUUCGAAAUGUAUCGUCCGGUAUAUCCGCUCAGAAUCCUGACCCUUUUCAUCGUCGAGUCGAAUUGGAACGGCUUGGAUCAAAACGACUCAAUGCCACACUCGUCGGAGUCUACUCCUUAUCGGGUAAUUCUCGUUGGGACGGAAGAGCGAACAUCUCCGUUUUGGGUGAAUAUAGGUUAAUGCACGUCAAUCAGAGAGGCUUGGCUGAUUGUGAAGGAAGGCAAUCGCCGAGCUCUGUAUUGAAAAUUGUGUCCGAACCGCGGAUACCAGCCUGUUGCAUGGAAUAA
Molecule: messenger RNA, 639 nt
Organism: Aspergillus niger
Lineage: Eukaryota; Fungi; Ascomycota; Eurotiomycetes; Eurotiales; Aspergillaceae
Exons: 6
Coding region: 1-639 (212 amino acids)
Source: RefSeq, a predicted model, not a curated record